Mustela lutreola (European mink) is the source of this 1644-nucleotide messenger RNA. RefSeq names its product amnion associated transmembrane protein (gene AMN). Gene Ontology annotation, biological process: intracellular protein localization; receptor-mediated endocytosis. Lineage: Eukaryota; Metazoa; Chordata; Mammalia; Carnivora; Mustelidae. The coding region runs from base 81 to 1484 and encodes 467 amino acids. Gene Ontology annotation, cellular component: apical plasma membrane; endocytic vesicle. The transcript has 12 exons. The record is from RefSeq and is a predicted model, not a curated record.
CCCCGCCCCGCCCCGCCCCGCCCGGUCAGGUGGGCCCCGCGGGGCAAAGUCUCCGGGAGGCGACGCGGGAGCGCGGCGGGAUGGGCGCGCUGGGCCGGGCCCUACUGGGGCUGCAGCUGCUGGCGCUGACCCGGGCCGCCUACAAACUCUGGAUUCCCGGUACGGACUUCGAAGCCGCCGCCAACUGGAGCCAGAACAGAACCCCGUGCGCGGGCGCCGCCGUCGAGUUCCCCGCAAACAAGAUGGUGUCAGUCCUGGUGCGAGAAGGUCACAGCAUCUCGGACAUGCUCCUGCCCCGGGACGGGGAAUUCGUCCUGGCCUCGGGGGCUGGCUUCAGCGCCCAGGACGCCAGCAGGGACCAGGGCUGUGGCACAGGCGCCCCCGCGCGCUUCCUCGACCCCGACCGCUUCUCCUGGCACGACCCCCGCCUGUGGCGCUCCGGGGACGCGGCGCGCGGCCUGUUCUCCGUGGACGCCGAGCGCGUGCCCUGCCGCCACGACGACGUCGUCUUUCCGUCCGACGCCUCCUUCCGAGUGGGCCUGGGCGCGAUCCCCGGCCCCGCGCGCGUCCGCAGCGUCCGGGCUCUGGGCCAGACGUUCACGCGCGACGAGGACCUGGGGCCGUUCCUGGCGUCCCGCGCCGGCCGCCUGCGCUUCCACGGGCCGGGCGCUCUGAGCGUGGGCUCCGAGGCCUGCGCCGAGCGGUCGGGCUGCGUCUGCGGCAACGCGGAGCUGCAGCCCUGGAUCUGCGCCGCCCUGCUCCAGCCCCUGGGCGGUCGCUGCCCCCCGACCGCCUGCCGUGACGCCCUCCGGCCCGAGGGCCAGUGCUGCGACCUCUGCGGAGCCAUCGUGUCGCUGACCCACGGGCCCACCUUUGACCUGGAGCGGUACCGGGAGCGGCUGCUGCAAACCUUCCUGCCGCAGUACCAGGGGGUGCAAGUGGCGGUGUCCAAGGUGCCGCGCCCGGCCCGGACGCGCGACACCGCAGGCGCGGAGGCGGACGCGGAGAUCCAGGUGGUGCUGGCGGAGACCCGGCCGGAGACGGGCAGGGCGCGACGGCUGGCCCGCGCCCUCCUGGCGGACGUCGCCGAGCACGGCGAAGACCUUGGGGUCCUGUCGGCGACAGCUCGGGAGUCGGGCGCGCCUGUCGGGGACAGCUCGGCGGAGGGGCUGGACCGUGCGGGUUUGCGCGCGGAGCUGGCCGGCGGAGUGACGGCCGCGCUGCUCCUGCUGCUGGCGCUGGCGGCGGGCGCGCUGCUGCUGCUGCGCCGCGCUCGGAGGCUCAGGUGGAGUAGGCGCGACGGAGCGGGCCCCGGGCCGGGGCUGGCGCCCCUGGGCUUCUCCAACCCGGCGUUCGGCGCGGCGGGCUCCGCGGAGCCGCCGCAGCCCCCGCAGCCCCCGCAGCCUCCCGCGCGGAAGCUGGAAAACAGCAGCACCAGCCGCAGCUACUUCGUUAACCCGCUUUUCGCAGAGGCAGAGGCCUGAGCGGCCGCGAGACGGGUCCACCCUCGCUUCUGCCCUGCGCCACCCCCGGGAAAUGUCCGGGACCCUGACCUUGCGGGAUCCCCGCCCCCUUCUCCACACUCCUUGUCCCCCGCAGGCCAGGGUGGGGUGGCUUUGCCCAAUAAAGAGGUUUCCUGCCCCC